AUGCUUGCUUUAGAAGAGAAGAAACAGCUAGAAGACAGUCUUAAAGGUGACCAGUUCAAUCAGCUUGUCAAGAAGUAUGUCAAAAAAGAUAAAGAGAAAAGAACAGAAAAGAUCCCUGACAAGACAUCUUCCAAAACUUCUGUAGUUGAGAAACCUGCAGUUCCUGCAAAAAAGCGCAAGACACAACAAGAAAAAUCAGCACCAAAACCAGUACAGAAAAACCUUGAGACAGUUGCCAGAGAACUUGAAGUAACAGAGCUUCACCAGCAGCUUGAGGAAAACAGGUACUUACCAAUCAGCCAAGUUGUAAGAGAGUCGAUGGAUAUUUUGGUAUCGGAUUGUAGGCCUGGAACACCGGAGCGUGACGUUUGUAUUGACUGUACAGUUCUACAGGAGCAGGUACAGUCCAACACCAACCAGAUAUGUGGUCUACAAAACCAGCUUCAGUCCUUUAAUAGCAAGCUCCUUUCAACAAAGAGCCAACUGCAGUCUUCACAAAACCUCAACCAGAGCUUACAACAUCAACUUAGUAAUCUCCAAUAUUAUGUGCAGAUAAUGUGGAGUAAGAAUCAGGGUUGGCAUAAUUCCUCAUGCAAUGAGCCUGGUACUAGCAAUAGAGGUGACAGUAGCUAUCAACAAAAUAGUAACAACAACCAACAGAUAUCAACAACUCAGUCAUCAACUACUCAGUCAUCAACUACUCAGUCAUCAACUACUCAGUCAUCAACUACUCGGUUAUCAUCAACUCAGUCAACUGACCAUCAAUUAUCUUCAAUCUCAAACCAGCAGACAUCUUCAAACAGUAUUGCAUUGGCCACAUCGCAUGAUGAAACUCUUGACAUCAGUAUUCCAGAUGAUACAACACCUAUAGAAUCUGCCAAUUCAUCAUUUAUUCAGGAUACAGCAGCCUCUUCCACAGUUGCCUUUUACAACAACUACACACAGGAAAUCUUAGAAGCCAAGGUUUCGAAAUUAAAAAACUAUAGUAAAUGUGCAAAGGUAUUACUGAGGCUGCUAUACAGUGACCAGGAGCGCCAGGGGAGAAGUAUAUCUGGUGUUGCUGCUAAUUCUAAGUAUGAGGCCAAACCAGCCCUACAACACCCUAACCGAAUUCAGUAUGAUUAG
Messenger RNA from Mytilus californianus (California mussel), 1125 nucleotides. RefSeq lists its product as uncharacterized. The coding region runs from base 1 to 1125 and encodes 374 amino acids. Lineage: Eukaryota; Metazoa; Mollusca; Bivalvia; Mytilida; Mytilidae. The record is from RefSeq and is a predicted model, not a curated record. The transcript has 9 exons.